Molecule: messenger RNA, 545 nt
Organism: Paramecium pentaurelia
Lineage: Eukaryota; Ciliophora; Oligohymenophorea; Peniculida; Parameciidae
Source: the annotation of a GenBank genome assembly
AAUGGGUCUUUCAUUCUCUAAAUUGUUCGAACAAUGGUUCGGAAAGAAGGAAAUGAGAAUUCUAAUGCUGGGUUUGGAUGCAGCAGGUAAAACAACAAUAUUGUACAAAUUGAAAUUGGGAGAAGUUGUGAGCUCAGUCCCAACAAUUGGUUUCAAUGUGGAGACUGUGGAAUACAAGAAUAUCAAAUUCACAGUGUGGGAUGUUGGAGGUUAAGAUAAAAUCAGACUCUUAUGGAGACAUUACUAUCAAAACACAUAAGGUCUGAUUUUCGUUGUUGAUUCAUCCGAUAAAGAGAGAGUAGAUGUUGCAAGAGAAGAAUUGAUGAGAAUGUUGGGUGAAGAUGAACUCAGAGAUGCUGUCUUGUUGGUCUUUGCCAAUAAACAAGAUAUGGGUGUUAUGACAGUCCCAGAAAUCACUGAGAAAUUGGGCUUACACACACUUAGAAGAGAAUGGUUCAUUCAAGGUACCUGUGCAUUGACUGGAGAUGGAUUAUAUGAUGGUUUGGAUUGGUUAGCUAAGACUGUUGGAAAAAAGAAGUGAGUUU